UGAGGCUAUGGUUGAUGGACCAGAAGCCGGAGAACCCGCAGCAUGCAGGCCAGCUGGCCGACCAAUUUGUGGACAGUCGGGCAGGGGAUGGCAGGGAGGAGUCUCGAAGGAGCAGGCCUGCCUCAACGCAGAGAGAGAGUCAUCAUGGGACCUCCCAAAGGGGGCCUAUGGAGAACCCCCCCAAAAGGGGAACAUCCAGUGGCAGGUCCCUCCGACCCACUCAAGGGGACCCACGAGAUAUGGGCUGCUAUCGCUGUGGCCAACGAGGUCACAUACGGGCCCAGUGCCCCAAGCUCAGGGACAGACCAAGCAGACCCAACCCGCAGAGGGUGGACUGGGUAAAAACCCAAUCGGAGGAGGGGCUACAUUCCCAGGAAAGGGGGGUUGGCAACAUACCACCUGUGGAUGCUCCCGGUUCCGGGUUUUUGGUUUACCGGGUGGGCGCGGGGCUGCCCCUCCGGAAAGAGUGCAUUGUUUCCCUGGAAGUGGAUGGGAGGAAGGUCACUGGGUACUGGGACACGGGCGCAGAGGUGACGCUGGCCCGGCCCGAGGUGGUGGCCUCAGAUCGGAUGGUGCCCGACACCUACCUGACCCUGAUGGGCGUGGGCGGGACCCCAUUCAAGGUACCUGUGGCAAGGGUGCACCUGAAAUGGGGGGCCAAGGAGGGCCCCAAGGAUGUGGGGGUACACCAAUAUUUGCCCACUGACGUGUUAAUGGGAGGGGACCUUGAGGACUGGCCUAGUAACACCCAGAGUGCCCUGGUCGUGACUCGUAGUCAGAGUCGGCAAAUGGCACUGCUCCCCGACAACGGGGAAGGUACUCGACCUGAGGUACAGGACCCUAACUCAGGGAGCGGGGAACGCCCAGGGGCACGGUGCAGAGAGGCUGCGGCCUCAGACCCAGCCAGCAAGAGAGAGCCGGUCCCCAUUCCUGUCCCAGCUGCUGAGUUCCAGGCCGAGUUGCAGAAAGAUCCCUCCUUGCGGAAGCACAGGGACCGGGCUGACCUUAGUGCGGUACAGACCAUGAGGAGAGGUUGCAAGGAGAGGUUCCUGUGGGAGAAGGGGUUCCUGUACCGAGAAUGGGCUCCCCCAGGGGAAGUAGAGUCAUGGGGGAUCAGGAGGCAGCUGGUGGUUCCCCAGAAGUUCCGUCACAAGCUGUUGUACCUGGCCCAUGACAUCCCUCUCGCAGGGCACCAGGGAAUCCGGCGCACCAGGCAGAGGCUGCUACAGAACUUUUACUGGCCUGGGGUCUUUACCCAUGUCCGACAGUACUGCCAAUCCUGUGACCCCUGCCAGAGGGUGGGGAAGGCCCGGGACAAGGGGAAAGCGGCUUUGAGGCCUUUACCCAUCAUAGAAGAACCUUUCCAGAAGGUGGCCAUGGACAUAGUGGGACCUCUCAGCAAGACGACCCGGUCAGGAAAGAAAUACAUCCUGGUGGUGGUGGAUUUUGCCACUCGCUACCCCGAGGCGGUGGCCUUGUCCUCUAUCGAAGCAGACACAGUGGCAGAUGCGCUGCUGACAAUUUUCAGCCGGGUGGGGUUCCCCAAGGAGGUCUUAACGGACCAGGGGUCCAACUUCAUGUCGGCCCUGCUCCGGUCCUUAUGGCAGAAAUGUGGGGUCCAGCACAACUGGGCCUCAGCGUAUCACCCCCAGUCCAACGGGCUGGUAGAAAGGUUCAACGGGACGCUGAAGAUAAUGCUAAAAACAUUUAUAAACCAGCAUCCGCAAGAUUGGAACAAGUACUUACCUCACCUGCUGUUUGCGUACAGGGAGGUACCCCAGAAAUCUACCGGGUUUUCACCUUUCGAACUGUUGUACGGAAGGCGGGUGAGGGGGCCCCUAGACCUGAUGAGGGACGAAUGGGAGGGGAAGGCCGCUCCCGAGGGAGAGUCAGUGGUAAAGUAUGUCCUCACCUUCCGGGAAAGACUGGCCGAGCUCAUAGGCCUGGCCAGGGAGAAUCUGGCCCGAGCCCAGAGGAGGCAGAAGGUCUGGUAUGACCGCACAGCACGAGCCCGUGCCUUCGCCACCGGGGAUCAGGUAAUGGUUCUUAUCCCCGUGAGGAGAAACAAACUCCAGGCCGCCUGGGAAGGGCCCUUCAAGGUUAUCAAGCAACUGAAUGAGGUAAACUAUGUGGUGGAGCUGUCAAACCGGGCACAUCACCGUCGGGUGUACCAUGUGAACAUAAUGAAACCAUACUAUAACAGGGGGAAUGUGGUGCGAUUCCCCUCUCGGAUCAACUAA
Molecule: messenger RNA, 2240 nt
Organism: Gopherus flavomarginatus (Mexican gopher tortoise)
Lineage: Eukaryota; Metazoa; Chordata; Testudines; Testudinidae
Exons: 3
Coding region: 15-2240 (741 amino acids)
Biological process (GO): DNA integration
Molecular function (GO): nucleic acid binding; zinc ion binding
Source: RefSeq, a predicted model, not a curated record